UAUUUUUUACUAAAACAAUAAUAUAAACACGUGUGAAUUCUUGAUGUAUUAGAAACUACUAAUUUUGAUUAAUUUUUACUGAAUAACAUACCUAAGUAGUUAACUAUUAGUUUUUUUUUAAUUCUUCUACAUUAUACUAGUGUUAUGGAAACUCACGUUAAUUUUCAUGAGAUGAGUAUUGACGAUCGUAUACUUAAGGCAAUAGCUAAUAUUGGAUGGACUGAACCAACAUUAGUUCAAGAAAGAGGAAUCCCACUUAUUUUAGAAGGUAAAGAUAUGUUAUUAAGAGCAAGAACUGGAUCAGGAAAAACAGCAGCAUUUGUAAUUCCAGUUUUACAAAAAAUAUUAAUGUCAAAAGAAUUAAAUGCCAAUCAAUAUAACAUAAAAACAUUGAUUUUAGCCCCUAGUAAAGAACUUUGUCAUCAGAUUUUUAAAAAUAUUCUUCAGCUCACUAUAAAAUGUUCUAGAGAUGUAUGUUGUGUUGAUAUAUCUGCGCAAAUAGAUAUGAAAGAACAACAGCCUUUAUUAAUUACUCCACCUGAUAUUAUUGUAUCUACACCAGCAAGAACUUUACUUCACUUGCAAGCAAAAAAUAUAUCUUUUGAUAAACUUCAAACGGUAGUUGUUGAUGAAGCAGAUCUAAUUUUUUCAUUUGGCUACGAAGAAGAGAUAAAAGAAAUUUUUAGAUUUUUACCAAAAAGUUACCAAGCUGUAUUAGCUAGUGCUACACUUUCUGAAGAUGUUCUUAAAUUAAAAAAACUACUUUUACAUAAUCCUGUAACUUUGAAACUUCAAGAACCUGAUUUAGCUCCAUUAUCACAAUUGUCUCAUUUUACAUUAAAUGCUGAAGAGGAAGAUAAAGCUGUAAUUUUAUACUGUUGUUUCAAAUUGAGGCUUAUUAAAGGAAAAACAAUAGUUUUUGUAAACACUGUUGAUAAAUGUUACAAGUUAAAACUAUUUUUAGAACAAUUUGGUGUCCAGAGUUGUGUUUUAAACUCAGAAUUACCUGCUAGUUGUCGAUGUCAUACUAUAUGUCAGUUUAAUGAUGAUGUAUAUGAUGUAAUAAUUGCAUCUGAUGAAAAUUCGUUGGAUGAAGAACACAAAAUACAAUCAAACAAAACCAGCAAACGUAAACAUGAUAAAGAAUUUGGAGUUGCCAGAGGAAUUGAUUUUCAGUCUGUAUCUGUGAUAAUUAAUUUUGAUUUUCCAUUAGAUAUUUAUUCUUAUAUACACAGAGUAGGACGUACAGCUAGAGGUAAAAACAAGGGUUCAGCUAUAUCAUUUUUGAACAUAAAAGAACAAGUUAUUUUAAAAGAUGUAGAAAAAUAUAUAAAAGAAGGCACAUCAGAAAAAAAUGAUAUAUUUCAACCAUUUAAUUUUAAAUUGGAAGAAGUGGAGGGAUUUAGAUAUAGAGCAAAAGAUGCAUGGAGAGCUGUUACAAAAAUAGCUGUCAGAGAAGCUCGUCUAAAAGAAAUAAAGACUGAAAUGCUUAAUUCUAAAAAACUAAAAAGAUAUUUUCAAGAAAACCCUCGUGACUUGUUAUCUUUACGUCAUGAUAAAGCAUUACAUACUGUAAAACUUCAAGAUCAUAUGGCAGAUGUUCCUGAUUACAUGAUUCCCACAUCUUUAAAAGAAUUUUUAAAUAGUCAGCAAGAUAUAUCUGAUAAUAAGACAUCAAAUAAAAAAAAGAAAAUUGGAAAAAAAAGUAAACAGGUUGGCUGUAGGAAUUAUGAAGAAAAAAGAAAAAACCCUUUAGCUGCAAUGGAAUAUUCGGGACUGAAAAAAAUAUAAAACAUUAUUUAUGUAAAUCAAUGAUUGUUUAAUAAACAUUUAAAUUUUCGA
This is a messenger RNA of Daktulosphaira vitifoliae (grape phylloxera), 1842 nucleotides long. RefSeq names its product probable ATP-dependent RNA helicase DDX56 (gene Hlc). Gene Ontology annotation, molecular function: nucleic acid binding; ATP binding; RNA helicase activity. Gene Ontology annotation, cellular component: nucleolus. Lineage: Eukaryota; Metazoa; Arthropoda; Insecta; Hemiptera; Phylloxeridae. The transcript is spliced from 9 exons. The coding region runs from base 145 to 1791 and encodes 548 amino acids. The record is from RefSeq and is a predicted model, not a curated record.